Amoebophrya sp. A120 is the source of this 3152-nucleotide messenger RNA. The record is from the annotation of a GenBank genome assembly. NCBI's taxonomy places the organism in Eukaryota, Dinophyceae, Syndiniales, Amoebophryaceae.
GUAUGUUGCAUCGAGCUAGCAGAACGAACGACCACAAGACCACCGCUGCUUCAUCAUCGGGUGCGGAAGAGAGCACUUCUGGUUUUGCGAUGAUUCCGCCAGAGUGGGAGUUCUGGCUCGAAUUACCGGCGAGCGUCGACAUUGAUGGUGGCGCCAGCUUUGCUCCAUCUGGGGGAGAACAUGAUGAAGAGUCUCGCGCAAGCGCCGCCGCGCCCAGUGCCAGCGCUGCCUUAGUGAUCGACAAGGAAGCAGAAAAGAUUGUUGCCGCAGUCAGAAACCUGGAGCCCGCCGCCCCGCCAGGAGAAGUUGCCGCCUUUGCAUUUUCUACGGUCGUCGGCGGAGGUCGGACUCGGGGCGAAGCAGUACAAAGCAGAAAACAAUCAGGAGGCGCUAGCACGGACCAGGCAUCACGAACAAUAGCAGAAGCCUCUAUCCGAAAGAGCUUAAUUUCCGUCGCAGCCACAACUCCUGCACUAGCCUCCGCGCGAGGAAGUCGUGGUAGUCCCGGAGACCACGAUUUAGUCGACAUGUUCCAAGAGUAUGUCGUGAGCCGUACUAAAGAGGGUCAUGAAAAAGAGACUGCUCGAUCUGGGAGUGAGACAGCCCCAAGACAUCAAAGAGAAAGAGCUGCCUUCAUCAAGGUAUUGCAUGGAAUCGAAAUGCGUAAUGAGAACCAUCUCCAUCCUGGCCAGGCGGGAGCGCCUUCACCCCCGCACCCUCAAGUUGCUGCGUUGUUAAAAUUGACGCAAAAAGUGGGAUCGAAGCUGUUGACCCCCGCGGACGAGGCGCUGUGUCAGGCUGAUGACAAAAAUUUCCUCGCCAGAUUUUUUGCCAAAGAAGUCAUGGCGCCUUUGCUAGGUGCCGUGACGAGGCAGUCGUCGGAACGUCAUUCCGAGACUUCCGAGCCCAGCACCGACGGUGUGGCAGAUGCUGACCAACAACAUAACCUAAUCCGCAUUAAGGACGUGGCGAACGAACUGGAGGCCUGGCGCAAGCGCCUCAGUAGAAUGUUUAAGUUCGAGGCAAUUUUGCCUCCGCACAACGGUCAGUCUCAUUCGCAGCGGGUGGUGUUCCAAGCGUCGACGCAUGCAAGUGGAGGCGAGGCCUCCGAGGGGGGGAGUCCUGCUGGUGCAGCAGCAGGCGACCAUGAUGGAGAAAAAAUGAUCGCUUUUGCCAAAACCAAGAGAAGCGCUCGCAUGCAGCUUGUAGAAGAGAAGGGUGCGGGCCAGGGUCAGGGAGGCGCAAAGAAAACCGUGGGAGCAGGCCUUUUCAAAAGUACUAUGGCGACCACAGGAGCCGGGGGGCGGGCCGGCAGCAAAACCGCUGCGCACCCACUUCAGCCAACGAUCACGACGAAGACCGCUCUGGACUUUGCGGCCGAAAAGUUCUUGGACCCCCGCAGCGACUCAAAAAACCCGGGCCCGCAGAAUGUUGCCCUCGUCGUUGGUGGCAAUCCUGGAAUUCCUGGCGGGGAUGGGGAGUGCACGCGUUCGCACGAAAACCCUCUGAUGAACAACCGACUCGACUUGACGGAAAGGGGGGUCUAUCGCAAUCCUUCUUUGCACCGAACCGAAGAGGCGAGAGUCUACGCGAGAUUCUUGAUACACGAGUCGGCGGGCGACGAAAGCAAGAUGACUGCACUACAUGAGAAUCUGUUUCGUAGCCGGUGGGGUUUGAUUCGCCGGCCCUUUGGUGAUCCCCAUAAUGGGUCGCCAGCUGCGGAAGCGAAGGGAGAACUUGGCGAGUCCUCGCCGAAACAUGCCGCCAGCGCUAGGCCUGGGCGCCCUGCUGGCAACAAAGAUCACGACAAAGACAAUCUAUCGCAGAUUCGCACAAUCCAGGACAAUUUCGGGAAGCCCCAGUUUUUGUUGCGGACGGGGGGGCGUGAAACAUACAAGAAUGCUGAGAGGGCGAGCAAGUUCGGGGACGCGUGGGUGGUCUCCGACCCGAAUCUGGGAGGCCCAAAGGCAUUGCAGCCGCAAACAGACAAGAACACUAUUAAGCCCGCUGUCCAAAGCCUGGUCGCUGCGAAAGCCAAGGGCACAGGCAAGGCCGAGCCCCACUUGGGUGCCUUGGUUUGGGUGAUGCCACCUAAUGCGGCGGACAGAAAAACCCAAGCAGCGGGAGCCACAUUAAACCAGAGGUCGCAGUGGGACUUCAAAUUCUUCUGGGAGGGCGUGGAGGCUGCUUACCGUUCCGCAUUUGAUGCCUGUAUUCAGCAGCAGGUCGCGUCAGGCAAGCCGCUGCGCGUUGUGGUUUUGCCCAUGCUGGGAGGUGGGGACAACUGGCCCCUGCGAAAGGCGCCCAAGCAGGUCUCCCUGGGCGGUGGAGGCAAUUCCUACGACCUAACGCCCUGGGAGAGCGGCCCGGCGAAGGCCGCCCUACUUGCAGCAAACGGGCUACCGGAGCUGGCAAAUCGUCCGAACUUUGCAAGGGUCACCCCUGCGCGACCCGGAUCACAAGCACCAGAACCACGACGGCGUGAACAUCGCGUGGAUGCGGGAAUGGCUCCGCAUGGUCUUUCCAACAGCAUAGUGGACGUCGAUGUUGUUCCACGGGACUUCAAUAAGUUUGUCGUGGCGCCUGAGGCCCUGGACGGGAAGCCGGCCGGCCACCAAAUGACUCCUACGGAGCUGGUCUCCGUUGCCGACUCUGAAGACCUGCAGCAGGACAGGUCGCAGAGCGAGCCGGAGCGAGCCGGCUCCUGGGUUUGGAAAGCCUUCGGAGGCCCCCGAAAGGAGAUGUACGAAAACUUGGUCACAAGCAUCCUCGACGAAAAAGUUUUCGUCGCACAAGGAGGAGCCGCCGCUACUGCCCUUGGCGAAUCUCCACUACCCGCCGCAGGCGAAGCAGACGAAAGGGGCCCGCGUUAUAAGGAGGAGGAAUUCAAGCGGAGCGACUUCUUUGAGGCGGUUUAUUUGGUCGACGAGUCCUUUGGGCCCCCUGAUGAUGGCUUUUGGGACGGGGAGUCGGGGUCGUUUCGCGCGAAACCGCCAGCCGGAAGCGCGACAAAUAAAGGUCGCCCCAUCGUGGAGGCCGAAUGGGGCGAACCUUAACCGAACGGAGAGGCGGCGAGGGGUGGUUUUUAUUUUUUUACUGGCAGCAGCCGCUGCGCCCUUUUGGGUUUGCUUGCUGCCCCAUUCGCGCGGGAG